CGACUUCGAAAUAACAUUCAUGCCCAGCACCGUGAUUCUCAGACAUCCUGGUAAUUCCCAAACUCCCAUAGUAAUUAUCUACUAACCUCACCGGAGAAAAAACCCACAACGCUCUGUACAACCAAGCCCAGCAUGGUGACAGAAAAAGCGACGAACGUUUCGGAAAUCGAGGACGACGAGGAUGACGAAGAACCCGGGGAGGUGAUCGAAUCAGCUCCUCCUCUCAAGGUCGGCGAAGAGCGCGAGCUCAGUAUCUCUGGCCUCAAGAAAAAGCUCCUCAAGCUCGGCCAUGGCUGGGAAACCCCUGAGCUCGGUGACGAAGCCACUGUUCAUUAUGUUGGUACUUUGCUUGACGGAACAAAGUUCGAUUCCACAAGAGAUAGAGAUGAUGAGCCAUUGACUAUAAAGCUUGGUCACGGUGAAGUGGUUAGUGGAUUGGAACAUGCUAUAGUUACAAUGAAGAAAGGGGAGAUUGCUUUGUUCACAUUGCCUCCUGAAUUAGGCUACGGGGCUGCGGGCCGCCACGGCGUUGUUCAGCCUGAUUCGGUUGUUCAGUUUGAAGUGGAACUCGUCUCAUGGAUAACUGUGGUGGAUGUUAGCAGAGACGGUGGAAUUAUCAAGAAGAUAAUGGACAAGGGAGAGAGCAAUGAACAACCCGGCGAUUUGGACCAAGUUCUUGUGAAGUAUCGCGUUGCGCUAGAUGAUGAUACUAUUGUUGCAGAAACUUCGGAAGAAGGAGUUGAAUUUUAUGUGAAAGAUGGUCAUCUUUGUCCAGCAUUGCAAAAAGCAAUAAUGACCAUGAAAAGGGGAGAGAAGGCCAAAUUAGUUGUUCAGCCUCAGUAUGCCUUUGGAGAGGAGGGGAGGGAUGCAAAUAAUGGGGUUCAUUCAAUCCCCCCGGGUUCUAUACUCAACAUUGAUGUGGAGUUGGUGUCUUUCAAGCCUGUUAUUGAUAUUACUGGUGAUUCCAAGGUACUUAAGAAAAUUUUAAAAGAAGGUGAAGGGGCUGUCAUUCCCAAUGAAGGUGCAACUGUUACUAUUAGCUAUAUGGCACGGCUAGAAGAUGGCACCAUAUUUGAGAAAAAAGGAAUUGAUGGAGAGCAGCCUUUGGAAUUUAUCACUGAUGAAGAGCAAGUGAUUGCGGGUCUAGACCAAGCAGUGGCAACAAUGAAGAAGGGAGAACGGGCAAUAUUGACCAUACAUCCUGAUUUUGGAUUUGGAAGCAGUGAAGUAAGGCAGGAUCUUGCUGUAAUUCCACCAUCUUCAAAUGUAUUUUAUGAAGUUGAAAUGAUAGAUUUUACUAAGGUAAAAGCACCAUGGGAAAUGAGUAACAAUGAGAAGAUUGAGGCAGCUAGAAUGAAGAAAGAAGAAGGCAAUCUACUAUUUAAAACUGGGAAAUAUCAACGAGCAAGGAAAAAAUAUGACAAGGCUGCAGACUUUGUUAAUGAAGAUGGAUCCUUUGAGGAUGAUGAGCAAAAGCUUGCUGAACAAUUAAGAGUAUCUUGCUGGUUGAAUGGUGCAGCAUGUAGCCUCAAACUACAUGACUUUCAGGGAGCAAUCAAGUUAUGUUCAGAGGUGCUAGACAUUGAGUUCCACAAUGUGAAAGCUUUGUACAGGCGGGCGCAAGCCUAUAUGGAAACUGCAGAUCUGGUCUCUGCUGAAUUAGACAUCAAGAAAGCUCUUGAGGCUGAUCCUCAUAACAGGGAGGUGAAGUUGAUUCAGAAGAAUUUGAAGCAACUUCAAGCUGAGAGCGACAAGAGAGAGUCAAAGCUCUACAUGAACAUGUUUGCACAUAAGACAAGGGACACACCUGUGGCUACGAAGAAAUUGAAGCUUGAGAAAGGAGAGGAUGAUAAAACAGAUGAAGAGGUCGUGGGAAUGAAAAUGGAAAAAGUUUCUGAUAGUUCUGCCCACUCCUGAUGGUGGUGGAGUGGCUGUUGAUUCUUUUGGAAAGACUUGGUUCAUGAAGCAUGUGAUGUUUAAUGUACGAGAAACUAUAAAGCCGCAACUGUAAUUACAGACACAGGAAAGAAAAUAUUCAAAAAUCAUUAAGCAACAAUACAAAUGAGUUAAUCCAGGUUUAGAUCUGUUGUUAAUUUGGAAAAUUUUGUCCUUAAGACUUUAAAAUCAUUGUCAAUAUGAUCCUCCUCUGACAUAAACUUUGUAGUUUUA
Messenger RNA from Quercus lobata, 2169 nucleotides. RefSeq names its product 70 kDa peptidyl-prolyl isomerase-like. The transcript has 13 exons. Bases 133 to 1917 code for a protein of 594 amino acids. Gene Ontology annotation, molecular function: protein binding; peptidyl-prolyl cis-trans isomerase activity. Lineage: Eukaryota; Viridiplantae; Streptophyta; Magnoliopsida; Fagales; Fagaceae. The record is from RefSeq and is a predicted model, not a curated record.